Messenger RNA from Durusdinium trenchii, 1253 nucleotides. The record is from the annotation of a GenBank genome assembly. Lineage: Eukaryota; Dinophyceae; Suessiales; Symbiodiniaceae.
CACGUUUACACGUCCCGACCUUGUCACGGCCGAUCCGCCUUCGCGCCGUGCUUGGCGCGAAUCCGGCCAUGGCCAUGGCCGCUGUAACGCCUGGGGCAUUGGGCCUUUCCGACGUGGCGGGGCGUUUGAUGAGAGUGGCUCUUGUUGGUUUGGGUGAGGCUUUCAAGGAGGAGUUCUGGUGGGUCACAGCCCAUGGAGAACUGAUUGGCAACGGCCACUUCGGACUGCGGCUCAGGUGGCCUGUGUGGAGUUUCGGCUGCUGGAUGGCCUUGGCAUCGCCGAGCUGUUGUGCUGCCGCAGCGCCAGCAUGGCCCUGCGCGCUUGCGCAGCGCAGGCGUGGGCGCUGAACCAGGCCAGCGAGCACCUUGUCACUGUGGGCGGUGCCACCGUGCAAGCGCGGGCUGCGGCGCUGCGGCGCUUGGGCUUGGUCGCCGACGGCUGCGACGCGCCGGCCCGGCGGCGCGUGGCGCGGAGGGCGCUGCAGUGCCUGGGGGAUGGGAGUGCGGCUUGCCUCCGCAAGGCAGCGGCCAUCGUGCUGACCCGCUUGAGUGGGGAUUGGGAGGAGAACCAGCCGGGGGUGGCAGUGGUGUUGGAGCCUGCGUUGGCCGAUGAUGAUGUGACCGUGAGCACGAUGGCCGCAAAGGCCCUGGCGUGUGUGGCCCCCAAGAAUGAGGCUGUGGCUGCUGCCCUACGCCAGCUGACGCAUCCGUCGCCAAAGGUGCGGGCUGCAGCCUUGGGUGUGCUAGGGCAGGUGGCAGUGCGGACGCGGCUGGUCGUGCGAAGGGUCAUUGAGAUGCUGGUGGACCUGGAUUGGCAAGUUCGUGCCGCCGCAUGCCGCGCACUGCCCCGUGUGGUGGAGCGAGGCGAGAGCUCGGCGGCGGAGGCCCUGCAGGCCGCGCUGACCAAAGACCUCGAUGGCCGCGUGCGGCGUGCGGCUGCCGGUGCGCUGGUUCAUGUGGUUCCGCAUCCUUCCCUCCCUUUCUUGAUCUUGAAGGCGGAAGAGGCGAAGCAGGUGAAGAGGAAGGCUCCUCCGGGUCCUGUUCGCGUGGGGUCUGAGCGGCGAGACGUGCGGAGGAGGUAGUGAGAGACGUGCCGAUGAGGGAGGCGAUUCUGGAUGGGCGGAGAACGCCGCAGGCAGUGAUGGGAUGGAACGUAGCACCAGAAUUACAACUUUAUUCCUCGCCCCAUUUGGAUGAGGGCAUGCAGGACUUCAGGAAUUGCUAGGAUCUCCCUCCAGAAUAAUUCUUCUGGGU